Eptesicus fuscus (big brown bat) is the source of this 2710-nucleotide messenger RNA. RefSeq names its product shootin 1 (gene SHTN1). The transcript has 18 exons. The record is from RefSeq and is a predicted model, not a curated record. NCBI's taxonomy places the organism in Eukaryota, Metazoa, Chordata, Mammalia, Chiroptera, Vespertilionidae. The coding region runs from base 58 to 1944 and encodes 628 amino acids.
CCGCCUCCCUCGCCUCUCCCUCCUGUCCUUCUCCGCCGGCCGACCCCACCUGUCAAAAUGAACAGCUCGGACGAGGAGAAGCAGUUGCAGCUCAUCACCAACCUCAAGGAGCAAGCAAUAGGCGAAUAUGAAGACCUCAGAGCAGAGAACCAGAAAACAAAGGAGAAGUGUGACAAAAUCAGGCAAGAACGAGAUGAAGCUGUUAGAAAACUGGAGGAAUUUGAGAAAAUUUCUCACAUGGUUAUAGAGGAAGUUAAUUUUAUGCAGAACCAUCUUGAAAUAGAGAAGACGUGCCGAGAAAGCGCUGAGGCCUUGGCAACAAAGCUGAAUAAAGAAAACAAGACGUUGAAAAGAAUCAGCAUGUUAUACAUGGCCAAGCUGGGACCAGAUGUAAUAACGGAAGAGAUCAACAUUGAUGAUGAAGAACCAACUACGGAUCCCGAGGCUACUGCUGAGCCGUGUGUCUCAGUGCAGUGCCAGAAGCAAAUCAAAGAACUUCGGGAUCAAAUUGUAUCUGUUCAGGAGGAAAAGAAGAUAUUAGCCGUCGAACUGGAAAAUCUCAAGAGCAAACUUGCGGAAGUAAUCGAAGAAGUAAAUAAAGUGAAGCAAGAAAAAGAUGCUCUGAAUUCCGAAGUCCUUGAGCAGAGGAAAGUCUUAGAAAAAUGCAAUAGAGUGUCCAUGCUAGCAGUAGAAGAGUAUGAGGAGAUGCAGGUGAACUUGGAACUAGAGAAGGACCUUCGGAAGAAAGCAGAGUCGUUUGCACAAGAGAUGUUCAUUGAACAAAACAAGCUAAAGAGACAAAGCCACCUGCUGCUGCAGAGCUCUGCUCCUGACCAACAGCUUUUGAAAGCAUUAGAUGAAAAUGCAAAACUCACCCAGCUCCUUGAGGAAGAGAGGAUUCAGCAUCAACAAAAGGUCAAAGAAUUAGAAGAACAGCUAGAAAAUGAAGCACUCCACAAAGAGAUACACAACCUCAAACAGCAACUGGAGCUGCUAGAAGAAGAUAAAAAAGAACUGGAACUGAAGUAUCAGAAUUCGGAGGAGAAAGCCAGAAAUUUAAAGCAUUCCGUGGAUGAGCUCCAGAAGCGGGUGAACCAGUCUGAGAACUCAGUGCCCCCACCGCCUCCGCCUCCGCCGCCGCUCCCCCCUCCUCCUCCCAACCCCAUCCGAUCCCUCAUGUCCAUGAUCCGGAAGCGAUCCCACCCCAGCGGCAGUGGUGCUAAGAAAGAAAAGGCAGCUCAACCGGAAACAACUGAAGAAGUCACGGAUCUGAAGAGGCAAGCCGUUGAAGAGAUGAUGGACAGGAUUAAGAAGGGAGUUCAUCUCAGACCCGUUAACCAGACAGCGAGGCCGAAGGCGCAGCCAGAAUCUUCCAAAGGCUCUGAAAGUGCAGUGAAUGAAUUAAAAGGAAUACUGGGGACACUUAACAAAUCCACUAGUUCCAGAAGCUUAAAGUCCCUUAACACUGAGAGCAGUGAGAGUGAGUUAGAGAGGAUUCUGCGUCGCAGGAAGGUGACGGCAGAAGCAGAGAGCAGUAGUCCAACCGGGAUAUUAGCCACCUCAGAGUCCAAAUCCAUGCCGGUGUUGGGUUCUGUAUCCAGUGUAGCAAAAACAGCCUUGAACAAGAAAACUCUGGAGGCAGAAUUCAACAGCCCAACACCUGAGCCAGGUGAAGGGCCGUGUAAAUUGGAAGGAAGCGCAAGUCCCAAGGUUACAUUUCAGCCUCCCAGUGACCCUGGAUGGAGGCGACAGUACCUUGGCAGUGAAAAGCAAGCCGAACCAGUUGUAGUUUUAGAUCCUGUUUCCACACACGAACCCCAAACCAAAGACCAGGGUGCCGAACAAGAUCCAACUCCACGCGAGGAUGACGACGGCGAAAUUAAACCAGAAUACAAAGAAGACAGCGCUGAGAAAAUGAGAGACGCGGACAGCUCCAGCUGCUGAUCCUUGAGCCAGAAGGGAAGAGACGUGACAAGCAGACAAUUUCCUUUACUGCUGUUCUACAUGACACAGGUUUGUUUGUUGUUUUUUGUUGUUGUUUUUGUAAGAAAUUAAGUGGUAGUUAGUCUCUACAAAUACAAUGUUUCGGUCUACCACAGUGAAUAAAUAGAAAUGUAAUCAGGGAUUAAAAAACACACGUAUGCAGCUUUUCAAGGUUGAUUGUUUCAAAAUUGGUGUUUAUUUAAAAUAAGUGGUCAUGUACUUGAAUGCAUUUUUUUUUACGACAGUGAUUCAGUAAUGGUAAUUUUGCUAUUAAAGGAAGUGAAAGGUUUCGUUUUGUUAGCAGAGCUCAGCAUGUAGCUGUCAGGUGUUGCUCACCUAAGGGCAAGAGAAAAUGAUAGUAAUAAUUGCAGUAGUUGUAUUGUACUUGAUUUUUGCACGUGUGCUAAGCAUAGGCUUGAAGAGGGAGGCAGGCAGGGACGCGUCCCUCCUCGAUUUGGGCACAAUGAUCUUCCUGUAGGUUCUUGACUGUUUCCGUGUUCUUCCAGGGACGACUUUUACAGUUACUUAGCAGUUGACUCCUGGGAAAUGGAAGUGUGAUGUUUUCCACUGUAACGCUCUCUCACUGGAUGCUGCUGCUGUGUCAUAUGCUCACUGCUAACUGCAUCCGUGCACCUAACCACGUUCUGUUCUGCUGUGAUUUGAGCUCUCCUCACCCCACUUAUUAAAAAGCACCCACAGGUUCCCACUGAAGGUCAUUUGUGGUUAU